AUGACGCCCUCUGCUCUCGCUCUGGGACAUGUGCUGGUGCUGGUGCUGUGUCUGUCUGCGGCUGAGGACUUCGACUGGACCAACAACCAGCACGGCUCCUUCUACUAUGGCGCUUUUCCAACUGGAUUUUCAUGGGGAGCGGGGAGUUCUGCCUAUCAGACUGAAGGAGCCUGGGACAAAGACGGGAAAGGACUCAGCAUCUGGGACGUCUUCUCCCACAAGAAAGGAAAGAUCCAACACAACCAGACUGGAGAUACGUCUGGGGAAGGCUACUACAAAGUCAAGGACGAUGUGUCUCUGAUGAAGGAGAUGAAGCUGAAUCACUACAGGUUUUCCAUCUCUUGGCCUCGCCUCAUCCCCACAGGCAUCAAGUCCGACCACGUCAAUGAGAGAGGGAUCCAGUAUUAUGACGAGCUCUUGGACGCACUUCUGGAGAACAACAUCACUCCCAUCGUCACCUUGUCCUCGAACGCACCACACCUGAACGCACUGCACCUGAACGCACCACAUCUGAACGCACCGCACCUGAACGCACCACACCUGAACGCACCACACCUGAACGCACCGCACCUGAACGCACCAAACCUGAACGCACCGCACCUGAACGCACCGCACCUGAACGCACCGCACCUGAACGCACCACAUCUGAACGCACCAUACCUGAACGCACCAAACCUGAACGCACAACAUCUGAACGCACCGCACCUGAACGCACCGCACCUGAACGCACCGCACCUGAACGCACCGCCCCUGAACGCACCGCCCCUGAACGCACAACACCUGAACGCACCGCACCAGAACGCACCGCACCUGAACGCACCACCGCUGACGUCACUGUGUGGUUUGCAGGUGUUGCAGGAGAAGUACGGAGGAUGGCAAAACCUCAGCAUCAUCAACCAUUUCAACGAUUACGCAAAUUUGUGUUUUGAAAAAUUUGGAAAUCGAGUAAAGCAUUGGAUCACAUUCAACAAUCCCUGGUCUGUGGCAGUGGAAGGCUAUGAGACCGGGGAACACGCCCCAGGCCUGAAGCUCAAAGGCACAGGAGCAUACAAAGCUGCACAUCACAUCAUAAAGGCCCAUGCUAAGGUCUGGCACAGCUACGACACACAAUGGAGAGCGAAACAAAAAGGUUCGAUCGGUAUCUCUCUGUCGGGAGACUGGGGCGAGCCGGUCGACCUCACAGACCAGAAGGACAUCGAGGCGGCGGAAAGAUAUGUCCAGUUCUACUUAGGAUGGUUCGCAACACCCAUCUUCCACGGAGACUACCCCCAAGUCAUGAAGGACUUUAUUGGUAGAAAGAGUGCUCAGCAGGGCUUGGGCACGUCUCGUCUCCCGUCAUUCUCUCCUGAAGAGAAGAGUUACAUCAAAGGCACAUGUGACUUUCUGGGCGUCGGCCACUUCACCACACGCUACGUCACGCACAAGAACAACGUAGCGGCGCGCGGCGGCAGCAGCUACUUCCAGGACCGAGACCUGGCGGAGCUGGUGGACCCCCGGUGGCCCGACCCCGGCUCCGAGUGGCUCUACGCCGUGCCCUGGGGCUUCAGACGCCUGCUCAACUUUGUCAAGAGUCAGUACGGAAACCCCACCGUCUACGUGACGGAGAACGGCGUCUCUGAGAAGAUGCAGUGUCCAGAGCUGUGCGACGAGUGGAGGAUCCAGUACUUCAGGGACUACACCAACGAGAUGCUCAAAGCGAUCAAAGACGGCGUGAACGUGAAAGGAUACACCGCCUGGUCUCUGCUGGACAAGUUUGAGUGGGACGAAGGCUUCACGGAGAGAUUCGGACUCUACUUUGUCGACUUCCGGAACAAGAACAAGGCUCGUUACCCCAAGGCCUCGGUCCACUUCUACAAAAGCAUCAUCAGCUCCAAUGGCUUCCCCAACCAGAGAGAGGUGGAAAACUGGAGGCGGAAAGCUGUAGAGACCUGCUCCUCAAGUAACCAGCUGUUAGCAGCAGAUCCUCUGACGAGCCACAUGGAGAUGGUGACGGAGAUCGUGGUUCCGACCGUUUGUACUCUGUCCAUUCUGAUCUGUGCCGUGCUGCUCAUGUUCCUGCUGAGGAGGCGGAGCUAA
Messenger RNA from Knipowitschia caucasica, 2076 nucleotides. Lineage: Eukaryota; Metazoa; Chordata; Actinopteri; Gobiiformes; Gobiidae. The record is from the annotation of a GenBank genome assembly.